AUGAACACAAGUAGACCUAAUCCGGCGUACUUUGAAUUGACUCUUUUUAUGGACUAUGGACAUUUACGAUAUCUUUUCUUCGCUUUGUGCUUGUUGAUCUACAUAACGAUAAUCUCUGCUAACAUGGUCAUUAUAAUCACUAUUAUGUUAGAAAGAUCUUUGCACCAGCCAAUGUUUAUCUUUAUCUGCUGUUUAUCUGUGAACUCUCUGUACGGUUCUACUGGAUUCUUCCCCAGGUUUUUGACUGAUCUUUUGUCCGAUUCUCAUUUCAUCUCACGACCGUCAUGUUUCAUUCAAAUGUAUGUAAUUUACACCUACGCUUCGUGCGAGUUCACUAUUUUAGGUAUCAUGGCCUACGAUAGGUUUGUUGCUAUUUGCCAACCUUUGCACUAUCGGAGCAAAAUGACCAUUCAAAAGGCGUUAUGUCUAUGGGCUGCUGGUAUUAUCUAUCCAGCCAUUUUCUGUGGAUUAUGCCUCUAUCUCUCCAUACGUUUACCAUUAUGUGGCUACAAACUACACAGAAUUUUCUGCUCAAAUUGGCCAGUGGUUAAAAUUUCUUGCGUGGACACUAUUUUGAACAAUAUUCUCGGACAGUAUACAACCAUGACCACAAUAUUCAUCCCUUUAUUAUUUGUCCUGUAUUCUUAUCUGCGAAUUUUAAUAGUGUGCAGAACCGGCUCAUUGGAAACAAGAAAAAAAGCACUGCAAACAUGUAUCCCUCAUUUAGUGACAUUUGUGAUGUAUUCUACCUGUCUGUUUUGUGAACUUUCAAUUACUCGAUUUGACAAGGACAAAGUAAAUCCGUAUGUUGUUGCUGUUUUGUCGCUGGAAUAUCUUGUAAUCCCAUCCUUAAAUAACCCUUUUAUAUAUGGACUAAAUCUGCCACAAAUUAGAACGGUCAUUUUUAGACGUUUUAAUAUAAGACCCAAAAAGCAACUUCAAAUUAAAAUGUGGCAAAAAAUCUGA
Molecule: messenger RNA, 966 nt
Organism: Periophthalmus magnuspinnatus
Lineage: Eukaryota; Metazoa; Chordata; Actinopteri; Gobiiformes; Gobiidae
Product: putative gustatory receptor clone PTE03
Exons: 1
Coding region: 1-966 (321 amino acids)
Biological process (GO): G protein-coupled receptor signaling pathway
Cellular component (GO): membrane
Molecular function (GO): olfactory receptor activity; G protein-coupled receptor activity
Source: RefSeq, a predicted model, not a curated record